AUGGCCGAGUCCGAGCUGGUCAGGAUCGAUACGAUCUCGCAUCCCGGCAUCUCGAUCAUCCAGAUCAAUCGCCCGCGCAGAAAGAAUGCGGUGGACCUUCCAACCGCCAAGCGGCUCUACGAAGCCAUUCUGGCGUUCGAGGCCGAUGCAUCGCAGAAGGUCUGCGUAUUGACGGGCGUUGGUGGCACGUUCUGCGCUGGUGCGGAUCUUCACCAAGUCGCACAGAAGAAAGACGAUGUCCCCGGCGAAAACCUCCAGCCGGUCAACGGCCGCAAUCUGGGACCCAUGGGUCCGUCCAGGUUGACGAUCCAGAAGCCAGUCAUCGGUGCCGUAGCGGGUUAUGCUGUUGCCGGAGGCUUGGAACUCAGCCUGCUAGCAGAUAUCCGCGUUGCAGAAGAGGAUGCCGUCUUCGGGGUGUUUUGUCGACGUUGGGGCGUGCCACUGAUUGACGGAGGGACCGUCCGGCUGCAAGCCAUCGUCGGUCUCAGUCGUGCUCUCGACAUGAUUUUAACCGGCCGGCCGGUAGGAGCAGAAGAGGCGCUGGCGAUGGGCCUUGCGAGUCGUGUCGUACCAAAGGGACAGUCGUUGCAGCAAGCACUGGAGAUUGCCAAACAGCUCAUUGCAUUCCCCGAGCUCUGUCUCAACACUGAUCGCCGUUCUUGCUACUAUAGCGCAUACGAGGCGGCUUCGUUUGAAGAUGCCAUGUCCAAAGAAUUUGCAGCCGGAAGCAAGGUCAUAUCGAAAGAGGCGGUUGUGGGUGCAGCCAAGUUUAGCAGAGGCUCUGGUCGACACGGUAGUUUCAAGGAAUUUGGCAAGCUGUAA
Molecule: messenger RNA, 822 nt
Organism: Penicillium argentinense
Lineage: Eukaryota; Fungi; Ascomycota; Eurotiomycetes; Eurotiales; Aspergillaceae
Product: enoyl-CoA hydratase/isomerase family protein
Exons: 1
Coding region: 1-822 (273 amino acids)
Molecular function (GO): catalytic activity
Source: RefSeq, a predicted model, not a curated record